Messenger RNA from Archocentrus centrarchus (flier cichlid), 1205 nucleotides. It is a transcript of the gene tmem208, whose product is annotated as transmembrane protein 208. Gene Ontology annotation, cellular component: intracellular membrane-bounded organelle. The record is from RefSeq and is a predicted model, not a curated record. Gene Ontology annotation, biological process: vacuolar protein processing. Lineage: Eukaryota; Metazoa; Chordata; Actinopteri; Cichliformes; Cichlidae.
GAAAUAGAGCUGAUGAUGUCAUACUCCUGCGCCGGAUGCGUUGCUUUUCCCACAAGCCGUCAGUGCUGAUGUGUUUCAAGAAAUCAGACGGUAGGGAGACGUCUUUGAUGCAGUAACAUCAGCACGGGGAGAAACGGCGGCGGCGGCUCACAGGUCGAUGUCCAAGAACACGCAGCGGCGGAGAUCAGCAGCAACACCGGGUCCGGAGCGGGAAUGGCGCCCAAAGGGAAAGUUGGCACAAAGGGAAAGAAGCAGAUCUACGAGGAGAACGAAGCCACUCUGAAGUUCUACACAAGAGUCAUCCUCGGAGCGAAUGCGAUAUAUGCUGCUGUAAAUUUCUUGAUUUUCUACAGUUCAUCUUCAUUUUGGACAUGGUUGCUGCUCGUGUUUGCGUUAGCAGUGUAUGGGAGUUACCGCUCCAUGUCUGCCAUGGCCAAGCCGGUGUUUGCUGAGGAUGGAAAGUCUCCUGGACGGAGGAUAGACCUAAACAUGGAGCAGGGAAUGGCAGAGCACCUGAAGGAUGUGAUCUUGCUCACAGCCAUAGUGCAAGUGCUCAGCACAAUCUCCUCUUACUUCUGGUAUCUGUGGCUGCUGGCCCCAGCCCGUGCCCUCUACCUGCUGUGGGUAAACUUCCUGGGUCCCUGGUUUAUGGCUGAAAGCCCAUCGGCACCGGAGGAGGUGAACGAGAAGAAGCAGAGAAGACAAGAGCGCAGGCAGAUGAAGCGAUUCUGAUGCUGCAGACCAGGCGAAGCAGUAUUUUUUUUUAUAUGCAGAAUCUAAUAUAGAGAUGGCAAGGAAUUCAUAAGUUAUUCAGGAAGAAAUUUGUUAUUAAAUUAAACUCAAUCCAGAUCUGAUAUUGUGGAAUCUUGUUUUCCAUGUUUGUUUCUCUCCUGUGAUUGAGUUUUCUCCCUAAGUUAUGAAACAAAUGAUUCCUUAUUUAGAUAAUAUUACAGUCCAAAUGUAUUGUCCCCAGGCAGAGAUUAGGAGUUUUGCUGUCCUGUGCAGAUCUAAGUUACACUGAGUCACAUUUCCGUUACAUCACAUACAGCAAGAAGAUGAGUCCAAAUUUGUUGAAUCUGCCACUGCGGCUUUUGUUUUUGGCAUGUUUUUAUUUAUGUUUGAGAAAUGGUGUACAUUAUUGCAGAAUCAAGAGAUGCUUAAGAAUCCACUGGAUGCCUGUACGUUUUAAUAGGAAAUUGUAAACA